This is a messenger RNA of Myzus persicae (green peach aphid), 4198 nucleotides long. Its product is annotated as RNA polymerase-associated protein CTR9 homolog. Gene Ontology annotation, cellular component: Cdc73/Paf1 complex. The record is from RefSeq and is a predicted model, not a curated record. Gene Ontology annotation, molecular function: RNA polymerase II complex binding. Gene Ontology annotation, biological process: regulation of DNA-templated transcription. The transcript is spliced from 20 exons. NCBI's taxonomy places the organism in Eukaryota, Metazoa, Arthropoda, Insecta, Hemiptera, Aphididae. Bases 581 to 4159 code for a protein of 1192 amino acids.
GUAGUAGGUAGUAAUAAAGUCUAUGCCGCUCACUCCCUAUUAUUAAUAUUGUGGUGGCAUCACCGUCACACAAUUUCACCCCGGAUUGCUCGAACGCUGCAAGGGGUUGGUCACACCCCCCUUAGCAACCGUCGGUUUUGUGCGUCGCCUUGGGGCUUAGAAACAGCAUCGAUACGGACCGUUCCGACGACUCGUUCGCUCGCGCCGUAUCGUCGUACAACAGAUGUGGUAGCUAAUACACUCGCUCAUCCCUAUCCAUAAACGCGACUUACGCCCGCCGUACGAUAUAAAACGCGUGUGUUUCAAUUUUCAUAUCCGCGAUUCACUUAUGAAUAUUUUUUGGCGUUCUACGCGUAAUGUGCAUUUUAUUGUUUUCUUCAAAUAAAAGUUGUUUGUUCUUAGAGUUACUGAGUUUUCUUUGUUAAUAUAUCGCAACUGUUGAAGGCACUAAGGGAAGAAUCGCCUGCCUGAUUAGUUUACUCCACACUAUUGUGGACCGUUUUGGUGUGUAUUUUUGCUUAAAAUUCGCUAGGUACAGUAAAUUAUAAUUGCAACAUUAGUCGUUUCGUUCACACAGUUUAUGCUUGACCGUCUCAAAAUGGACAGCUUAAUCGAAAUACCGUUAAAGGACUCAGAUGAGGUUAUUGAAAUACAACUAGACAAGUUGCCAGAGUAUGAUGAAGUACUUGGCAUUUUAAGGUCUGAACAUUCAAAUCUAUAUAUAUGGGUCAAUUUAGCUUUGGAAUACUACAAAAGAGGCAAUUCAGCUGCAUUGGUUAGAUUGUUAGAGUCAUCACGUUGUAGUGCCAGUUUAGAAUAUAAAGAUAGCGAUAAGGAUCAAAUGAGAGCUCUGGAUAUGUUAGCAGCAUAUUAUGUGCAAACAGCUAAUCAAGAAAAAAAUAAAGAUAAACGCCGUGAACUUUUUGCUAAGGCCACACAACUUUAUACAACUGCAGAUAAAAUUAUUAUGUACGAUACGAAUCAUUUGUUGGGCCGUGCUUUCUUUUGCUUAUUAGAUGGUGGUAAAAUCGAACAAGCAGAUGCUCAGUUUAAUUUUGUAUUGAAUCAAUCAUAUAAUAAUAUUCCAGCUCAAUUAGGCAAAGCAUGUAUUGCAUUCAACAGGAAGGACUACAGAGGAGCUCUAGCGUAUUAUAAAAAAGCAUUGCGCUCUAACCCUCAGUGUCCUGCUGAUGUUAGAUUAGGCAUAGCACAUUGUUUUUUGAAACUAGGAAACAUGGUUAAAGCACAAUUAGCAUUUGAACGUACCCUGCAGUUAGACUCCACAUGCGUUGGUGCAUUAGUGGGUCUUGCCGUCAUGAAGUUGAAUAGCGAAAAUCCUGGCGACAUCAAAUUAGGUGUAAAUAUGUUGUCAAAAGCAUAUACUAUAGAUACAGCCAACCCAAUGGUGUUAAAUCAUUUGUCCAAUCAUUUUUUCUUUAAAAAAGAUUAUGCCAAGUCUGAAUUGCUUGCUAGACAUGCACUACAAAACACAGAAAAUGAAGCUAUGAGAGCUGAAAGUUGUUAUCAAAUGGCUAGAGUUUUUCAUGUACAGAAUAAUUAUGACCAAGCAUUUCAAUAUUAUUAUCAAGCAACCCAGUUUGCGCCGGUUACAUUUGUACUCCCACAUUAUGGCCUUGGUCAAAUGUAUAUUUAUGGUGGUGAUAAAGAAAAUGCUGCUCAGUGCUUUGAAAAAGUACUUAAAGCUCAUCCAGGAAAUUAUGAAGCAAUGAAAAUUCUUGGUUCAUUGUAUGCUGAUUCAAAAAAUCAACAAAAACGAGAUGUUGCAAAAAGUUAUUUAAAAAAAGUAACAGAGCAUUUUCCAGAUGAUGUAGAUGCUUGGAUAGAAUUAGCUCAAAUAUUAGAGCAAUCAGAUUUACAAGCAUCAUUAUCUGCAUAUUUUAAAGCUAUGGUUUUAAUGCGGAACAGAGCUAAUAAUCACAUUCCACCCGAAAUACUUAAUAAUGUAGCUGCUUUAAAUUAUAGGCUUAAAAAUAUGGACGAAGCUCGUUCUAAACUUGAAGAAUCUUUGAGUUUGUCAAAGAAAAUGGCUGAAACUGACCCAAAGCGUUAUAACUCCAUUGCUAUUACAACUACAUACAAUUUGGCAAGGAUUUAUGAAGUGCAAUGCCAGUUUCAGAAGGCAGAAAUACUUUACAAAGACAUUCUCAAGGAGCAUCCUAAUUAUAUUGAUUGUUACUUACGUUUGGGUUGUAUGGCUCGAGAUCGCAACCAAAUUUAUGAAGCUUCUGAUUGGUUUAAAGAAGUAUUACAUAUAGACAAUGAACAUCCUGAUGCCUGGUCACUGCUGGGAAACUUGCAUUUAGCCAAAAUGGAAUGGGGUCCUGGGCAAAAAAAAUUUGAACGUGUGCUGAAGAACCCAUCUACAUUAAAUGAUUCAUAUUCAUUAAUUGCACUGGGCAAUGUUUGGUUGCAAACUCUUCAUCAACCAACUAGAAAUAAGGACCAGGAAAAAAGACAUCAAGAUUUGGCAUUACAAUUUUUUACAAAAGUAUUGAAAAAUGAUCCAAGGAACAUUUGGGCAGCUAAUGGCAUUGGUUGUGUUUUGGCACAUAAACAUUGCAUAAAUGAGGCAAGAGAUAUAUUUGCUCAAGUAAGAGAAGCAACUGCUGAAUUUUGUGACGUCUGGUUGAAUAUUGCACAUAUAUACAUUGAACAAAAACAGUAUAUUAGUGCUAUUCAAAUGUAUGAAAAUUGUAUGAAGAAGUUUUUUAAACAUGAUAAUGUUGAAGUACUUCAAUAUCUUGGGCGUGCAUAUUUCAGAGCAGGAAAGUUAAAAGAGGCAAAAACGGUUUUUUUAAAAGCUCGAAGGGUUGCUCCUCAGGAUACAGUCAUAAUUUAUAAUAUUGCUUUUGUCCUACAAAAACUAGCAACUCAAAUACUGAAAGAUGAAAAAUCAAACUUGAAAGAUGUACUGAAGGCUGUACAUGAACUUGGACUAUCACAUAAAUACUUCCAAUAUUUGUCUGUCCAUGGUGAUCGUAUGAGGUAUGAUGUUAGUCUGGCUGAUAUUGAAGCUAAACAGUGUCAAGAUUUACUGUCUCAAGUCCAGUAUCAUGUGGCACGAGCCCAUCAGAUGGAUAACGAUGAGCGUGAAAUGCGUUAUAAACAGAAAGAGGAACGAGAAUUAUACCGUGUCAAACAGAUUGAAGAGCAGACUAGAGCAUUACAAAAACAAGAAGAACAAAAAAAAGAAAUGUUGUUAAAACGUCAAGAAUAUAGAGAAAAAACAAAGAAUGCUCUAGUAUUUGACCAUGUUUUAGAAAAACCUAAGGGUAAAAUGAAACGUCGUGAAAACUAUGGUUCAGAUUCAGGUGGAAGCAUUGCAUCUGUACCAGGUGGCAAUAGAAGUCCUAGGCCUUCAAAGUCUAACAAACCAAGGAAAAGUGGUGGAACUGGUGGUGAUUACGAAAAGAAAAAAAAAGGAUUUAAACGGAAGAAAGAUAGUCUUGCAUCAGAAGGAUCUGGUGAAAGUAAUAAAAUUGCAUCAAAAAAAGGGCGUUCUUCUACAAUUAAUAAGAAGGAACCUGUGUUAUCAUCUAAGCAGAAACUUAGAGUAGUAUCCAAAGCAACUAUAUCUACCAGUGAAGAUGACAGUAGUGACAGUGAAGUAAAAAAGCGAAUUUCUGGACAUAGUUCAAAGAAUGAUAAAUCACGUUCAAGCUCUAAGUCUCAUUCACUUUCCGGUAGCCGUAAAUCCAGAAGUCCAUCCAAAUCUCUGUCUGGUUCACACAGGUCUAAAUCAAAAUCUAAAAGUGUCUCACGGAGUCUUUCGAGAUCACGUUUUGGUAGUAAAUCUCGAUCUAGUAGCAGUUCACAUUCUAGCAAUAGAUCUCGUUCGAGAAGUCAUCCGCCUUCACAAAGUUGUUCUAGAAGUCGUUCACCUUCACACAGUAGUUCAAGAUCUAAUAGCCGAACUAGGACUCGUUCUGCAUCUGAUUCCAAAUCGCGCUCUCAAUCACAAAGUGAAUCUGAGUCAGUAUCAAGAUCAAAGUCUGGUAGUUCUUCUGCUUCUAAUUCACCAGCUCGUUCAGGAUGUAGAUCUGCAUCCAAUUCACACUCCAAAUCUGGCAGCAGAUCUCCCUCUAGAUCUAGUGAUGGAUCAGGCUCUACAUCCGGCUCAACUUCGCCAGCUAUAUAAUAACUGUGCGAUUGAAAAUUAUUUAACAUUAUAAAUUAU